AUGCAAAGUUGGAAACAUAUCGAGAAUACAGAAGAGAGACACAUAGAAACUACUUCGUUAGAGAUUGAGCGACCAUAUAAGAAAUCUGUGGCUGAGAAUCCUAGCAUUGGGUUUGCAUAUACACGGCGUAGUGUUCUUCGAAAGCUAGUCAUCACCCACCCCACAGACUUUAGGCCUACAAAUCCUGGCAACAGCCCAGGCGUUGGACACUCUCAGGGACGACACUGA
Eruca vesicaria subsp. sativa (arugula) is the source of this 228-nucleotide messenger RNA. The record is from the annotation of a GenBank genome assembly. Lineage: Eukaryota; Viridiplantae; Streptophyta; Magnoliopsida; Brassicales; Brassicaceae.